This is a messenger RNA of Dama dama (fallow deer), 831 nucleotides long. RefSeq names its product ring finger protein 212 (gene RNF212). The transcript is spliced from 11 exons. NCBI's taxonomy places the organism in Eukaryota, Metazoa, Chordata, Mammalia, Artiodactyla, Cervidae. The coding region runs from base 13 to 831 and encodes 272 amino acids. The record is from RefSeq and is a predicted model, not a curated record. Gene Ontology annotation, cellular component: synaptonemal complex. Gene Ontology annotation, biological process: protein sumoylation; reciprocal meiotic recombination; homologous chromosome pairing at meiosis. Gene Ontology annotation, molecular function: SUMO transferase activity.
CCUGGGCCAGACAUGGCCAGCUGGGUGUUCUGUAACCGCUGCUUCCAGCCGCCCCAGGCGACGUCGUGCUUCAGCCUGACCAACUGCGGCCACGUGUACUGUGACGUCUGCCUGCGCAAAGGUAAAAGGGAUGAAUGCUUGAUUUGUAAAGUUGCAUGUCGUACAAUUCUACUUUCAAAACAUACGGACUCCGACAUCCAGGCGCUCUUCAUGGGCAUAGACAGUCUGUGCAGGAAGUAUGCCAAGGAGACCUCCCAGAUCUCAGAAUUUCAAGAAAAGCACAGGAGGAGACUGUUAGCCUUCUAUGGAGAAAAGAUUUCUCAGUUGGAGGAGUCCCUCAGGAAGUCGACGCUGCGGGUGGAACAGCUGCAGAGGGUGAGGUCGUCACAACAAGCAGUUUUCAGCACAGUAAAAACUCCAGCUUCAACGCCUUCAGCAAGGCCAAACGGACCUCUGUUCCAGUCCCGUGACUCAUCAGCCUCUGAAAGGGUCGAGUCCAUGGAAGUUGACCUCACACCCUCUCCAAGGAGAAAGCCUGAGGUCACCGCUGGCCCACCGAGGAUCUCCCUGCUCAGCCCACCUCGGGAUGGACGCAUGGGCAGCAUCGCCCACCGCCCUCAGCACCUUGGCCUGAUGCCCCGAUGCGCCAGCGAGCCCCAGGCGCUCAGGGCCUGCCAGCCUUGGGGGACUUGUGCACGAGUGAGAGCAGGCUCCUCCCGUCUGGGUGUCCGCGGGGGGCUCAUGCAUGACAGCAGGCUCACCCCCGUCUGGGUGUCCGUGGCGCCGGCCUGCCUCUUCCUGACAGAGCGACUCAGCCACACGAGUGAAUAA